AUGUUGUUCAACUACCAAUCUUUGCUCGUGGGAGUCUCCCUGGUCUCUCAAGCCCUUUCUGCGCCUAUUUUGGAGUCGCGGGCAACCGCUGCCGCCGCCGCUUUCCCUGAUUUGCACCGUGCAGCAAAGCUUGCUUCCGCUGCCUAUACAGGUUGCAUUGGAAAAGCCUUCGAUGUCACUAUUACCAAGAGGAUUCAUGACUUCCUGACCGACACCAAUGGAUUCGUUGGAUACUCCACUGAGAAGAAAACAAUCGCGGUCAUCAUGAGGGGCUCGACUAGCAUCACCGACUUCGUGAACGACAUUGACAUUGCUCUCGUCACCCCCGAGCUUUCGGGUGUGACUUUCCCUUCAGAUGUGAAGAUCAUGAGAGGUGUUCACAGACCUUGGUCCGCUGUACACGACACCAUUAUUACUGAAGUCAAGGCGCUCAUUGCGAAGUACCCGGAUUACACUUUGGAGGCAGUCGGACAUUCCCUAGGUGGUGCCCUCUCAUCCAUUGCCCACGUUGCUUUGGCCCAGAACUUCCCGGACAAGUCACUCAUCAGCAAUGCCCUUAACGCCUUCCCCAUCGGGAACCAGGCGUGGGCCGACUUUGGUACUUCGCAGCCCGGUACCUUCAACCGCGGAAAUAACGCUCUUGACGGCGUUCCAAACAUGUACUCGACCCGGCUUGUCAACUUCAAGCACUACGGAACCGAAUACUACAGCUCUGGCACCGAGGCUAGCACCGUGAAGUGCGAAGGCCAGCGCGACAAGGCUUGCUCCGCCGGCAAUGGCAUGUACGCUGUUACCCCCGGUCACGUCGCAAGCUUUGGCGUUAUAAUGCUUACUGCUGGUUGUGGCUAUCUGAGCUAA
Messenger RNA from Penicillium verrucosum, 858 nucleotides. Its product is annotated as putative alkaline lipase. Gene Ontology annotation, biological process: lipid metabolic process. The coding region runs from base 1 to 858 and encodes 285 amino acids. Lineage: Eukaryota; Fungi; Ascomycota; Eurotiomycetes; Eurotiales; Aspergillaceae. The record is from RefSeq and is a predicted model, not a curated record. The transcript has 6 exons.